This is a messenger RNA of Drosophila obscura, 1005 nucleotides long. It is a transcript of the gene Dpck, whose product is annotated as dephospho-CoA kinase. The transcript has 3 exons. The record is from RefSeq and is a predicted model, not a curated record. Gene Ontology annotation, biological process: coenzyme A biosynthetic process. Bases 135 to 839 code for a protein of 234 amino acids. Gene Ontology annotation, molecular function: ATP binding; dephospho-CoA kinase activity. Lineage: Eukaryota; Metazoa; Arthropoda; Insecta; Diptera; Drosophilidae.
UUGGGGCAUGUUAGUGUUGGGAAUCGAUUAAACAGUAUUUUUGGCCUCUGCUUCGCGUUCUCCGCACAUUCGUACCGUAUUUUAUUAAAAAUUUAAAAUAACAUUCCCAGACUUGUUUUAAGUAUUACAGAACUAUGUUUAUUGUGGCCGUAACUGGAGGCAUUGCCACGGGCAAGAGUACCGUUAGCAAAGUGUUUGAACGGCACGGCAUUCCCGUCAUAGAUGCAGAUAAAAUCGCCAGGGAGAUCGUGGAACCAGGUCAAGCUGGCUGGGAACAGAUACGCGCUGCUUUUGGCGAGGACGUGCUGCUCCCCAGCAAGGAGAUAAACCGUCCUGUCCUUGCACGCAUGAUUUUCGAGGACAAGGAAUUGCGUGGAAAACUGAACCAGAUUACGCAUCCUAAAAUACACCGUAAGAUCUUCUGGCAGGCAUUCAAACUGUUUGUCACAGGACAUUCGUGGAUUGUCCUGGACCUGCCGCUGCUCUUCGAAACUGGCAUUCUAAUGGAUUUUAUCUACAAAAUUGUUUGUGUUUCCUGUGAUUCGGACAAACAACUCCAACGCCUGAUUGCCCGCAAUGAGCUAUCCGAGGCAGACGCGAGCCAUCGGAUCAAGUCACAAAUGCCGCUGGAGAAGAAAUGCGAACAGUCGCAUUUUGUUAUUGACAAUAACGGCAGCGUUGAGGAAACGGAAGAGUCGGCCAUACGCAUUGUGAGCAUGAUGAAGGAGUCCAAGCAGCACUGGCGCAAUCGUGUCUACCUACUGGGUCUGGUUAUGAUCGUGGGCUUUACCAUCUAUAUGUUGUUGAAGAUAUUUAGUCGCGUACCCGACGACAUAUAGCCAUUGUAAGUGUGUUCCGUUCCUGGCCUCCAUCCAGCGUGUGCCAUUCAAUGCUUUUUAGUGUGUUAGUGCAAUUGAAACCAAAUCUUGCUUCAUAAGGGCAGCAAAAUUAUACAAUUAGUGCGAUAUUUGAUCGCCUUUUAGUGAAAUAUACAAGUCGGCAAAA